Melospiza melodia melodia is the source of this 2538-nucleotide messenger RNA. Its product is annotated as zinc finger protein 551-like. The transcript has 6 exons. NCBI's taxonomy places the organism in Eukaryota, Metazoa, Chordata, Aves, Passeriformes, Passerellidae. The coding region runs from base 89 to 604 and encodes 171 amino acids. The record is from RefSeq and is a predicted model, not a curated record.
AAUACGGGAGCGAUCACGCGCUGGGAUUGGUGGGCGGGAGCAGCGCGGGAUUUGCUCGGUUGUGUGAGGGCCGGGAGGGGCCGGAGCGAUGGCGGCGGCGUCCGGAGAGGAGUCGUUCCCCUGCUGCACCAUGGGGUCCCUCCUGGAGACACUUCUCCAUGAACUUCUCCAAGAAAAGGAAUUUCAGUUCCCGAAGUUUGACCUGAUGGAGGAGGAGACCAUGAGGAAGAUGAAGAUGCCCUGGCAGCCCCAGGCAGGAGCCAGAGAGGACAAAUCCCCACUGCAGAACCUCGUGGAAGAGGCUGUUUUGAGAGGCUUGACAGUGCAGGAAUUCACUGGGGACAAAAAGCCCCGGAGAUCCCACAUGAAGAGGGGCUGCAAACCCAGCCCAGGAAGCCGUGAGGGGGAAAGACCCACCCUGUGCUGGGAAAGCAGCCGGAGAUCCAGAUGCAGCUUGGAGCCGGUGGUUCCUGAGCACCUUCAUGGCAGGGAGAAGCCCUACAAGUGCUUGGAAUGUGGGAAGAGCUUCAGGCAGUGCUCCAGCCUCCUCACCCACCUUUGCAUGCACCUGGCUGGGACCCGCUUUGAGCAGGGCCAGAUUUGAGCCAGAAUAUUGGGAGUCCCAGAGCCAGCCUGGUGAGUGCACCCAGCACAUCCCCCACUGACCCGGAGCUGCUGCAAGUCCAGAACAGUCAGAGCAGGGCUGAGCUGGGGGAGCUAGGGGCUGGGGGGAUCCACAGCAAGAGAGGUUAUUUGUGGGGCUGGCAUGAGAGUUGUCCUCCUGCUCCUCACCAUCCUGUGCUUCCCAGAGCCCAGUCACUCCCAGUAUGAUCCCUGUUGCCCUCAGCAUGGCUCCAACUGCUCCCUGUUGCUCCCAGGGUGAUACCAGUGGCCUCCAGUAUAGUCGCAGUCACUCCCUGUAUGAUCCCAGUCUCUUCCACCAGGGUCCCAGUCAUGCCCAGUUGCCCUCAGUGUAGACCCAGUCACUCCCACUUGCUCCCAGUUGCCUCCAGCAUGGUCCCUGUUGUCUCCAGCAUGGUCCCUGUUGUUCCCAGUGUGGUCUCUGUCACUCCCAAUAGGGUUACAGACACUCCCAGUAUAUCUCAGUUGCCCUCAGCAUGCUCGGAGUCUUUCCCAGUCACUCCCAGUAUGAUCUCCGUAUGAUCCCAGGAGAGCCCAGUCACUUGCAGUAGGAGCUCAUGGAGCAAAGCUCAUGGAACGCCUGGAGGACCCAGCCAGAGGAGAGUCCCUCCAAGUUCUCUGGCUGCAGGAAGAGCCCCAAGGAGCAGAGGUCCCCCCAGAGCCACCACCCCAAGUAGGAGGUGGUGACAGCUCUGCAGCCUGGUGCUCAGGACCACCAGGGGGGUCUCCAGAUGGACCCCCGAGCAAGUGGCUCACACAGCCCCUCCUCCUGUGCCCAAAACCCCACCCUUGGCAUCCCUCAUCUCUCCCUGCAGUCCCCUCUCCAACAUCUGCAGGCCUCUGGGAAGAGCCCAAAGGGAUGGAAGUGCCUAAAACACUGAUGAAGUGCCUGAGUUGCUCCCAGCUGUGGAUGUUGCGGUGCACAGACCUCCCCUGGAUUUCCCAUUGCCAAACCUUGGCCCGAUGCAGGAAGAGGAGGAGGCUGCGAGGAAGAGGAAGAUGGCCUGGGAGCCCCAGGCAGACCAGGAGCUGAGGAUGGGGACCAGGGAGGACAAAUCCCCACUAGAGAACCAGAAGAGGCUGUUCUGAGGAGCUCCAUGGCACAGGAACCCAACGGGGAGGAAAAGCCCCGGACAUCCGGCACAUGGAGAGGUUGCAGACACAGAUCAUGGGGAUCUGAGGGGGAAAGACCCACCCGAGGCUUGGGAGGCGGCUGGAGCUCAGAGCUGGGAGCAACUUCAUGAUGAGGAAAAGCUCCAUGAGCGCUUGGAAUGUGGGAAGAGCUUCAGCCAGAGCUUCAAUCUCCUCACCCACCUUUGGGUGCACACGGGGGAGCGGCACUGGGAGUGUAGGGAAUAUGGCAAGAGGUACAGGCACAGCUCCCACCUCUACCACCAGUGGGUGCACACCACAGAACGGCCCUACACGUGCUUGGAAUGUGGGGAGAGCUUCAGUGUUCAAUCCACUCUGACCUCCCACCAGAAGGUCCACACUGGGGAACAGCCCCACGAGUGUUCCGAGCGUGGGAAAAAGACUCGGAGCAGUUUGGAUCUCCUCAAGCACAGCACACCAGUGUGCCGAGUGUGGGAAUACCUUCAGGCACAGCUGUAGCUCGACCCAACACAAACAGAGCCACCACUAAGAGAAGCCCUGAGAGUGCCCUGAGUGCGGGAAGAGUUUCCUAUGCUGCUCCAGCUCCAAGCCCCAUGGGAGGAUCCACGCUGGAUGGUCCCCAGUGACCCCCGGUGGGCAGAGCCCAGUGAUCCAUGUUGGGAAGGCACCUGCCUGCGGGCUCCACAUCCUCCUGGGUCCCCAUGGCCUGGGUUUUCUUUUCAUUUCUCUUUGUCCCUUCAAAACACCCAAAACUGGAGUAAAAAAAUAAAGACAUUGAACUAA